Molecule: messenger RNA, 3611 nt
Organism: Tachyglossus aculeatus (Australian echidna)
Lineage: Eukaryota; Metazoa; Chordata; Mammalia; Monotremata; Tachyglossidae
Gene: VEZF1
Product: vascular endothelial zinc finger 1
Exons: 7
Coding region: 120-1415 (431 amino acids)
Biological process (GO): regulation of transcription by RNA polymerase II
Cellular component (GO): nucleus
Molecular function (GO): RNA polymerase II cis-regulatory region sequence-specific DNA binding; DNA-binding transcription factor activity, RNA polymerase II-specific
Source: RefSeq, a predicted model, not a curated record
CUCCUCCUCCUCCUCCUCCUCCUCCUCCUCCGCCUCCUCCUGCGGCUGAGGAGACUCCCCGAGCGGGGGGGAGCGGGCGGAGGCGGGGGUCGGCCGCCGCCGCCGCCGCCGCCGCCGCCAUGGAGGCCAACUGGACCGCGUUCCUGUUCCAGGCCCACGAAGCUUCUCAUCACCAACAACAGGCAGCCCAGAACAGCCUGCUGCCCCUCCUGAGCUCUGCUGUGGAGCCACCCGAUCAGAAGCCGUUGCUUCCAUUACCAAUAACUCAGAAACCUCAGGCAGCCCCAGAAACGCUGAAGGAUGCCAUCGGGAUUAAAAAAGAAAAACCUAAAACUUCCUUCGUGUGCACUUACUGCAACAAAGCUUUCAGGGACAGUUACCACCUGAGACGCCAUGAGUCUUGUCACACAGGGAUCAAAUUAGUGUCACGGCCAAAGAAAACCCCCACCACGGUGGUGCCCCUUAUCUCGACCAUCGCCGGCGACAACAGCCGAACUUCAUUGGUCUCGACUAUCGCGGGCAUCUUGUCGACGGUCACUACGUCCUCCUCCGGCACCAACCCCAGUAGCAGCGCCAGCGCCACGGUCAUGCCGGUGACGCAGGCGGUCAAGAAGCCGAGCAAGCCGGUCAAGAAGAACCACGCUUGCGAGAUGUGCGGGAAGGCCUUCCGGGACGUCUACCACCUGAACCGGCACAAGCUCUCCCACUCGGACGAGAAGCCCUUCGAAUGUCCCGUUUGCAAUCAGCGCUUCAAGAGGAAGGAUCGGAUGACUUAUCACGUGAGGUCUCAUGAAGGAGGCAUCAACAAGCCGUACACUUGCAGUGUCUGUGGGAAAGGUUUCUCGAGGCCUGACCACCUAAGCUGUCACGUAAAACAUGUUCAUUCAACAGAAAGGCCCUUCAAAUGCCAAUUUUCCUCCCUCAUGCAGACGUGCACUGCUGCCUUUGCUACCAAAGACAGACUGCGGACACACAUGGUGCGCCAUGAAGGAAAGGUAUCGUGUAAUAUCUGUGGUAAACUUCUGAGUGCAGCCUAUAUCACCAGCCACUUAAAGACACACGGACAGAGCCAAAGUAUCAACUGUAAUACAUGUAAACAAGGUAUCAAUAAAACAUGCAUGAAUGAAGAGACCAGCAACCAGAAGCAGCAGCAGCAGCAGCAACAGCAGCAGCAGCAUGUGACUAGCUGGCCAGGGAAGCAGGUAGAGACACUGAGAUUGUGGGAAGAAGCCGUCAAAGCCAGGAAGAAAGAAUGUCAGUUCACCUUUGAGAAGGCUAUAGAAAAAAGGUCGCAGCUGACAGAGGAGGAGUCAAGUGUGUGGACACACAGGCUCCCGACAGACGGAGACCUGUGGGACUCUUUAUUCAGGAGCCAAAGGAGUGCUUCGGAACACUUCAGAAAAAUAUUGCUUUAAAUUGGAAAGCACCGGAGGCCCCGGGAUGUGAUGUAUAUGCCCCUCCCUCUCCCAACCAGAACCUGUUGAUGUUACAACAGCAGGGACAGAUGUGUUAGUCGCUAACUAGAAGUUUUUGUCUUAUAUUAAAUUGUAUACAGUUUUUAUUCUAACCACUAACUAGGUAGGAUGCCCCUUCAGGACAAGCAGAGAGUGUCUUUUUUUAAUUAUUGUUUUUAUUUUUAUUUUUUUGUUUUUUGUUUGGGUUGUUUUUUUUUUUUAAUUCUCCUUUCCUGUUUCUUAAUCAAGUGUUGUGGAAACCUGUUCAACUUUGUAAAUAUUUACCAACAUCACUUUUCUUUUUUUUCUUGUGGAAAAACACUUCUAUCAGCUCUGUGGGGUUUUCAGGGAGACGGGCUGCCCUGGGCUUCCUGCAGGAAACCCCUCAAUGAUUGCGCACAUUCAGACGUGUGCUUUUUAUUUCUCAGCAGAAUGUUCUAUCUGUACAUAAAGUAGAAACCAAAAGCUAGGGAAACGUACCGUUUAGACCAUCAUGCCACAUAUUAAUGUUUUUAAAACAUUGUGCUUUUUUUUUUUAAGAAAAAAAUCCUAAAACCAAGACGCUACAUGAAUUUUUUUUAAGUUGAGAUUAUAUAUAUAUAUAUAUAUGUGUGUAUAUAUAUAUAUAUAUAUAUUAAUCUUGCAGCUGAGAGCAAUGGAAAUUAGUUGUGUUAAUCUUGCAGAAUGUUUGCAGGACUGACUGUCAAACUGGAUGACUUCCGUUUAUGCCCCCAUCUGUGUCAGUUCAAAGCAUCAAAAAAAAAACCCCAACCCUUUCUGAGGCAGACUUUUUACACCAGGGGACAGGUAUCUGUGUCAUUAUACAAAGCAGUUCUAGAGGGGGUUGAACUACAUAGUAAAAAAAAAAUAAAUAAAUAAAUAGAACUUAGUGUAAAAUAAUUUUAUAAAUGAUCUUUUGUACUUUAGGACAUUAAAUUGUACAACUUUUGUAUAUAUAAAAGCCUAGGAACUUUCUGUGUAGCAGGAAGGCAACACAUUCCUACACUUUUAAUGUAUAUGUUUGUUAUAAUGUCCAUGUAAACAUAUGCCCUAUGUUUGUGCCUUUUAAUUAGUUUGUCUCAAUAAACGAAAUGUAGAGAAAAAGAUGUAGCUAUGGCUUUGUUACAACUGUUCUUUCUCACAGUACAGAGAGCUGUUUUGUUGUUUUGUUUUUUUUUAAAUGUAGAGCAUUGUGUGUGGACUACUGGAAGAGCUAGUGCAGGAGCCCGAGCACAGCGUGCCCCACCCUUUCACCCCCUCCACCCCAAAACCGAGACCUCCUGCAGGGGUCUGGCAGUGGCCCCUCGGCGGCAGCCCACCUGCCCGGGGCCUUGGCCGCCGGGAUCCACGGUCCCCACGGCGGAGAAGGGCCCACCGUCCGGACCCUCUCCCAUUCAGAUGAGCUCCGAGGUGUUAUCCCCACCCGGUCCCCCCAGAGUGGUCCCCCCAGAGUGGUUGCCAGCAGCCCUCAGUUGAGCCUGUUCCCUUCCCUCACCCCCGGGCUAGACUGAACCCUGAAAGUAUUAGUUCUAAAACACGGAGAUAUCUACUAGAGUUGAUUGUUUUACCCAAUCCAUUGUAUAAUAAACAGGAGUGAGACCUCAUUGUAUGACUUCAGUUAAAAUGCUGUUUCGUAUGCAUCCUCUACUCACUUAAGAAGCUUGUCUGCAAUAAUAAAGCCACGUUGUGUCUUCUUUUGGGAGGGGGAGAGGCCGGGAGGUGCGGGGGAGGACCAGAAGUGGGAUGGGAUGGGAUCGGCCCGGGUCGCAGGGAGUUGGGUUUCUGGGGUGUUCCCCCUUGGACUACCCGAGCCGAGGGAGAAGGAGGCCCGGCGGCCAGUGUGACGUGAAAGCCGGUAGGAUGAUGUAUUCUCGCUUUUGGUUGUAACCUAGCUCGGCUCCCCUCUUAUCAGAUCGGCAGCUAAACGGUUGUAUUAGAUAAUCCUCAAAUCUGACAUCCGACCUGUUACGCUCUAGGCUCGACGCUUGGCCUGCGUUUUGCUUUUUUAUUGUGUAUCCAUUUCCCUCCUAAGGUGUGCUCCUCAAUGAAGGUUUCUAUGUAUGCAGAUGAUUUUACCUUGUCAAUACCAGCACUGUAUUACUAACAUGCAAAGUACUGCAAAUUUAUUUUGACGAAUUAAAGUUAACCGGUCACAAA